Messenger RNA from Podarcis raffonei (Aeolian wall lizard), 3365 nucleotides. RefSeq names its product far upstream element binding protein 3 (gene FUBP3). NCBI's taxonomy places the organism in Eukaryota, Metazoa, Chordata, Lepidosauria, Squamata, Lacertidae. Gene Ontology annotation, cellular component: nucleus; cytoplasm. Gene Ontology annotation, molecular function: mRNA binding. The transcript is spliced from 19 exons. The coding region runs from base 127 to 1725 and encodes 532 amino acids. Gene Ontology annotation, biological process: regulation of DNA-templated transcription. The record is from RefSeq and is a predicted model, not a curated record.
GCAGAGGUUCACUCGGCUAGCGCCGCGCCUCUUUCCCGGCCUGUCUCUCCUCUCCCUGGCUGCCCCUCCCUCCUUCUACUUCCUGUCUCCAGCGGAAGCGAGGGGCGGGAUUUCCCUUUCCGGCAAAUGGCUGCUAAAAUUGGUGAGAUACCUCACUUGAAUAAUUCCACACCGCUUGUGGACCCUUCAGUGUACGGUUACGGAGUAAAACGGCCCCUGGAUGAUGGAAGUCUUCGGGUAAAUUGGCUCCAUGGAGCACAGUUAAGAGAGACCCAGAGAAUAGGUAACCAGUUAGGGGCCCUGGUACAUCAAAGGGUAAUAACCGAAGAAUUCAAAGUGCCUGAUAAAAUGGUUGGAUUCAUUAUCGGCCGGGGUGGUGAGCAGAUUUCUCGGAUUCAGGCAGAGUCAGGCUGCAAAAUUCAGAUUGCGCCAGACAGCGGCGGAAUGCCAGAGAGACCCUGCGUGCUGACUGGAACGCCAGAGAGCAUUGAACAAGCAAAGCGGCUACUGGGGCAGAUUGUGGACCGCUGUCGGAAUGGGCCUGGGUUCCACAACGACGUGGACGGCAACAGCACAAUCCAAGAGAUCCUCAUUCCGGCGUCCAAAGUGGGCCUCGUCAUUGGCAAAGGUGGAGAAACCAUCAAGCAGCUACAGGAACGAACAGGCGUGAAAAUGAUUAUGAUCCAAGAUGGCCCUUUGCCGACUGGAGCGGAUAAACCUCUCCGGAUUACCGGCGAUGCUUUUAAAGUACAGCAAGCACGAGAGAUGGUACUGGAGAUCAUUCGAGAGAAAGACCAGGCGGACUUCAGAGGCGUACGCAACGACUUUACUUCCAGAAUGGGUGGAGGCAGCAUAGAGGUCUCGGUGCCUAGGUUUGCAGUGGGAAUCGUAAUAGGAAGAAAUGGAGAGAUGAUAAAGAAGAUCCAGAAUGAUGCUGGUGUUAGGAUUCAAUUUAAACCAGAUGAUGGGAUUAGUCCGGAAAGAGUCGCACAGGUCAUGGGCCUUCCGGAUCGGUGUCAGCACGCAGCUCACAUAAUCAACGAACUCAUUAUCACUGCACAGGAGCGUGAUGGUUUUGGAAGCCUCACUGUGGCUCGGGGAAGAGGGCGCAGCCGCGGAGACUGGAGUGUUGGGACCCCUGGAGGCAUGCAUGAAAUCACCUACACAGUGCCAGCUGACAAAUGCGGCCUGGUCAUAGGCAAAGGGGGAGAGAAUAUCAAGAGCAUAAACCAACAUUCUGGAGCCCAUGUAGAGCUCCAGAGAAACCCGCCUCCCAACACCGACCCUAAUGUACGGAUAUUCACCAUUCGGGGCAUCUCCCAGCAGAUUGAGCUUGCGAGACAUCUCAUAGAUGAGAAAGUUGGUGGUACUGGUCUGGGUGGUCCUGGAGGUUUUGGCCAGAGCCCCUUCAAUCAGGCACCUGCUACACCUCACCAAAACGGUCCUCAGGCGUUCAUGACGCAGGGUUGGGGUGGCACCUAUCCGACGUGGCAGCAGCCUGGGCAGCAGGUUCCAAGUCAACAGAGCCAACAGCAGAACAGCCAACCAGACUACAGCAAGGCGUGGGAGGACUAUUACAAGAAACAGAGUCACGCUGCCACUGCUGUGUCUCAAGCCAGCUCCCAGCCUGACUACACGAUGGCCUGGGCAGAGUAUUACAGACAGCAGGCUGCUUAUUAUGGGCAGACAUUAGGGCAAGGCCAGGCCCACAACCAGGAGCAGUAGAACAACAUCCUUGGCUCUUUGUUUGUUAUUUUCCCCUCCCUGCCCCCCCCCCUUUCUCUCUCUUGCUCUCUCGGAAUCAUUGUGGAAACAAACCUUUUUGUAACAGAGGGUUUCUAGAUUUGCACCAUUUUGAUGAAGAAAUCUUGCUUUGGUUUUUUUGGUGAAACACUAGUUGUUAGGAUAAUCUACACUGAACUUUUUUCUAAGAAUCAGGAACAAUUAGUAAUGUACUUAACUUUAUGGACUUUGCUGGGUAAUCUGUUUGGGGGAAAAUGUUAAUUAUUUUGGGGAGGCUUUUUUGUUUGUUUUCCAAAUUUAUAAGGAAAAGAAGAGAGAGAGUAAGAAAAUAAGUGAAACUCCAGGGUCCUUUUUUGGGGUUGGGGGGAGAAGCCAGAGAAUAACCAUCAUCAAAUCUUACCCCAGAGCUGUGACAUUUCAACAAGUGUUUUUAGUCCCCGUCCCCCCACCUCUUAUUGUGUGUAUUCCACCCCCCUUUCUUCCACCUUGUUUAAAUCUUUUCUGUUGUAACAAAAAAAGGCUUGGAAGUCUUAGGUGAUAUGUAACAAAUUAAAAAAAAGAAAGAAAUUUUUGAAAAACAGUAUUUAAAUAUUCUUAAAUAUGUAAAUUCAUUAAAUAUAUGACUUCUAAUUUCUUGUAUCUUGGCUCUUUUUUAUUUUAUUGCAUUUUUAAGAAAAGAAAGAAAAGAAACUGAACUAUGGUAUGUUAUUGUAAUUAAUUGUGUGAAUUCUUUUAUCAAGACAGUUACUGUUUGCUGUCAGGCUGGUUAUCAAGGGGGGAAUUUUUGUAGGGGGGGCUGUAUAAUUUUUAGAGAUCUAAAGGGGUAAUAUAAAAAGAUGUGUUUAAUUUUUUUUAGCAAUUUUAUUCUGCUUUCCAUGUUCUCCAUUUUCUGGUUGCAUCUGCGUAUCUAAGACCUCCAAGCUUUGUCUAAAACAAAAAACACACAAAAACAAAAUACUUUUUGUCUAUUUCAGAAAUAAAUACUCUUAUUUUUAAUAUUAAGAUAAAACUGCUAUUAUUAGUACUUUUAACAAACACUGUGGAACAUUAAGUCAUAUAAAAUAGUAGUAACUAUUUUUUAAUUCCAGGGUGUGUGUGUGUGUUUGCUUUUCCCCACCCCUCAAUUUUUUUUGUUUGUUUAUAAGUAUUUUCUUAUCUUAAUAUUUGUCGAAAUUUUACCUAGAGAAAUAAUAAAAAAAUAAAUCUAGUAUUAACCCCAGGUAUGCCGCUGAAUACUUUUUUGAUUUAAUAAAAGGGAUAUUAUGGUUUCCAAUGUUUACUUGUAGUGUUUUCUUGUACAGAUAACAGUGUAUUUUUAAAGGAGAAAAAAAUAAUAAUAAUGGGAAGUAAAGCUAUUUUUUCUUGACAUUUUUAAUUGACCUGCGGGACAUUCCGUUUUGAACUGUACUGAAGUUAUUGUUCUAGGAUCCUUCCCCCUCCCUGAUUUCUUUAUAAUGCUUGAAAUGUCUAACUAUAGGUAAAUGCAAUUGGAUAAUAUUGAGCAUGAUGUGUUUUAAACAAAUGAAAAAUUGUUCUUUUUAUUUGACUGACAGUUGCAUUUUACACUCUCUCUAUAAUAAAGCAAAUCCACAAGGAAACUUGUGGGUUAAGUAUUAAAAGUC